Messenger RNA from Lathyrus oleraceus (garden pea), 1279 nucleotides. RefSeq lists its product as uncharacterized. The transcript has 3 exons. NCBI's taxonomy places the organism in Eukaryota, Viridiplantae, Streptophyta, Magnoliopsida, Fabales, Fabaceae. The record is from RefSeq and is a predicted model, not a curated record. The coding region runs from base 343 to 999 and encodes 218 amino acids.
GAAGUCAAAAUGAUGUUUAGGUUUCCAAAGAAUAAUCUUCCCCAAAUAAACUUUUCUUUUCUCAAUUAAAAAUAAAACUUAUAGUAUUAAUUUAAUUGCCUUCUAAGGUUUUAGGUAUUGCCGUUAGAUUAGAAAGAGAAAGUAUAAAAUUAAUGGCAACCUCUAUAUGACCGAUCCCAUUCCCAAUCUCUGCGUGUAAAGUCCCAACCAUUUGUCAUCACUCCAAAUCAGUCGACAAAAUUUUACUAGUCUCUUUUGUUCCACUUUCGCCUGCACCUUCCUCUCUCUUCACCUUGUAACCAACCUCACAACAACAAUUCAUAUUCUGUUUUUCUCUAUAUCAUGAGAAUCGGAACCAAAUUUGUGUUAUUCAAAGGCUUUGAAAUGGGUUUUUCAUCUAAAGAAGAGAAAUCCAAGAGAAUAUUAAGAGUCGUAAAAACUCUGUUUUUCUUAAUCACUAUGUUUCUUUCUCUUCUUCUUUUCUCCGCUCCUGUUUUAUUGGUUAUCGCUGAUGCUCUUCUUCCUUCGGCUCUUCUCUCUACUCUUUCAGUUUCACCUCUUUCUUUAACUACACUCUCUUCUCAUUUCAACAACUACGAUUUUCGUUACUCUCUUAUCGAUAUUCCCCUCCUUUCGAUAAUCAGAUCCUUUAUAAUCUUCUGUGUUUAUAGUUUGUGUGAUGGACCGAGACUUUCGAGAUCGCGAGGACCGUAUUUGGGGAUUACUACGCUGUGCUCUGUUUUGUCUCUGUUAUUUGUUUCGUUUAAAGCUGUUUAUGUUUUUGGACAUGGAAGUGGUGGCUAUGUUGGAGGAUCGGAAAUUGCUCUGUUUCUGUGUUCUUGUGUGUUGGCGGUGGGACAUGUUGUUGUGGCUUAUAGAACAAGUUGUAGAGAGAGAAGAAAGCUUUUGGUUUACAAAAUUGACAUUGAAGCUAUUUCAGCUUGUACAAAUGGGUAUCAGAGGUAUCCAAAGAGUCUUCAAGAAGUGAGAACCAAAUAAUCACUGGCACUAACAGAUUAGAUUAGAGGAAUAUAUAUUACAACAGUAUAAAUUUUACAUCUAACAGCUAUUGGUGAUUAUUAUACUUUAGUUUACACUUCACUGCUACCAUGAAACAUAAAGUUGUUGAAUGGUGUUAUAGGUAUACAUGUAAAAGAGCUUCAGCUUUGGUUUUUAUGUAAUAUUCUUUUAUGUCACAUUUUUCUUCUUUUUUUUUCUUUUCUUUUCGAUUGUGUAUAUCUUGUUGUGUAUAUAUAAAAUGAAUGGAUUGUUGGUUAUA